Molecule: messenger RNA, 4317 nt
Organism: Paramuricea clavata
Lineage: Eukaryota; Metazoa; Cnidaria; Anthozoa; Malacalcyonacea; Plexauridae
Source: the annotation of a GenBank genome assembly
AUGCAAAGAAUACAGCAAAAUGAAGAAACCCCUACCAUCGGUCAGUCAACGACAGAUGUGGUCAACGAUGUCUGUCCUGAGGAUAAAUCAUAUUCCAAAUCAACAGUUGGUAAUCCCCAAGAAGUACUGUUGGAAAGGGAAGAGAAGAUUCUGGGAAUUCGGUGGAACUAUGUCAGUGACACAUUCAUAUUCAAUUUUCAGCGAAUAGUCCAAGCAGCUCGAGAACUUGAGCCCACAAAACGAAAUGUCAUUGGUAUCAUAUCCCGUUUCUACGACCCUUUGGGAGUCCUCGCACCCAUAACAGUCAUAUUAAAGAUGUUCUUUCAGGAGCUAUGCCAAUCUAAAGUUGAAUGGGACGAAGAAUUAUCAAGCGAACUAAAGAAGAAGUGGGAGCAUCUUAUCCUAGACCUGGAAAAGAUAGAAUCGACCCUGAUACCGAGAUGUUAUCAAGCGGGAAUCGAAGAAAGGGUUUUUUCUUACAGCCUCCAAGGAUUUUGUGACGCAUCCCUUAAAGCCUAUGGAGCUGUUGUUUAUCUGAAAAUGACUACCUCACUGGGAACAUUUAUAAGAUUUGUUAUUGCCAAAACAAGAGUCUCUCCAAUUAACAAACAAACCAUUCCAAGAUUAGCACUUCUUUCAACAGUCAUACUAAGACUUAUUUCAACCGUUACAAGGGCUUUGAACGAAACCCUAAAGCUUGAUGAUCCAACCUGUUGGACUGAUUCUAAGGUAGCACUGUACUGGAUACUUGGUGAAACCCAAGAAUUGAAACAGUUUGUUCAAAAUUGUGUCGUUGGGAUAAGAAAAUUGGUACCAUUGAAAUGCUGGAGACAUUGCCCCGGCAAAGUAAAUCCUGCGGACAUUGCUUCUAGAGGAGCAACCUCCACUGAUUCAGGCGCACUUCAAACCUGGUUAAAUGGUCCUCAAUGGAUGCUCAAGGAUAUCAAAAGCGAGGGAAGAAUAAUGAAGAAUGUCCGGAAGAAUGUAUUACAGAAAUGAAAGCCAAUGAUCGAAAGGCAUUUCAGAACACUUGUUUACUCAUAUGCACCGAAACAAGUUACCAGAUCCAGAGCAUUAUUGACGUACGAAGGUUUAGCAGUUACCAGAAGCUUAUUACUGUUACAUCAAUGGUUUUAUAAUUUAUUCGACGAGUGAAGAAAGCCCAUUUAAGAGCCGAAGAGAAUAAGAACUCUGAAGCUGAAAUCGCAGAAAUUUUAUGGUUUAAACAAGUCCAAUUAGAUCUUCCAAAUCACCCUUCGUUUGAAAUGUGGAAAAAACAGUUUGGAUUAUUCUGGGAUAAGAAUGGAAUCAUCAAGUGCAAGGGAAGAAUUUCGAAAGCGAACAUUCCUGACGAAACCAGACAUCCAAUUCUAUUGAACGCAAAGAAUAGAUUAACCGAGUUAAUAGUUAAGGAAUCCCAUAGUCGUGUGUUUCACAACGGUGUUAAAGGGACACUUACACAACUACGCCCGAGGUUUUGGAUAAUUUGUGGCAGACAAUUUGUAAGGAAGUUAAUUCACAGGUGCAUGGUUUGCAAGAAACACGAGUGUAAACAAUAUUCCCUACCUGCCUCCCCAGCUUUGCCAGAGUUUCGAACACAACGACAAGCACCCUUUGCCUCGACUGGAGUUGACUUUGCUGGGCCGCUGUAUGUCAAAGAAUCAAAGAAGAGCAAGACACAAACAAAGAUCUGGAUCACCCUUUAUACAUGCACUGUCACGAGAGCUCUCCAUUUGGAACUCGUUUUGGACAUGACUAGUGAAUCUUUCCUAUUGUGUUUUCAACGAUUCUGUGUGAGGAGAGGACUUCCCAAGAGAAUGAUUUCUGAUAAUGCCAAGACGUUUGUAACUGUGUCCCGAAGAUUAAAGGCUUUAUUUCAACUUCCCGAAGUUAGACAUCAUAUGGAGAUCAAACGGAUUGAGUGGUCAUUCAAUACUCCUAAGGCCCCUUGGCAAGGAGGAUUCUUCGAACAAUUAGUUAAGUCAGUAAAGCGGUGUCUGAAGAAAAUACUCGGGAAGGCAUGUGUCACCUAUGAGGAACUACUAACUAUACUUACAGAGAUCGAGUGUGUCUUAAAUUCAAGACCGUUAACUUAUAUUUCUACCGAAGAUCUCGAGGAACCUUAAUGCCAUCACACCUACUUUGUGGAAGACAAAUUUUAUCUGUGCCAUCUGGCGAUACAUCUGAGCUAAUAGAUCCUGACUGGAAUCCUAAAUCGGAAGAAUUCACUAAACAUGUUGUUUAUUUACAGAAGUUGAUUGACAAAUUUUGGAACAGAUGGUCAAAGGAAUAUCUGUUAGAGCUACGAGAACCCCUUCGUAACACUUCCCAGAAUUUGUUGUCUCAAGAAAUAAGCAUAGAAGAAAUGGUUUUAGUACAUCAAGAUAAUCAGCGUCAAGGAUCGUGGAAAUUGGGAAAGGUUGAGAAACUGAUUAAGGCUGAUGACCACAAAGUAAUUGUAAAGGUUAAUGGAGAAGGAAAGAAAGCAAACCAGUUGAAGAGACCAGGGCGCUAUAAAACACGGGCGGUGAAACGGAGAUAGCGCCCCUGAUCUUUGUGUGAUGCGCGUACCCCCCGUAUACAUUAAUUUAAUGUCAAUAAAAAUGGAAUUGGAAUGUUUAUGCAAAAAAGAGCUGAAAAAACUAAAGUAAAAACUGUUUUCUGCACAUUCCUAAACAACUUCAUGGUUUGAAGACAUUGUUGGAUUCAUUUUCUGUAUAUCUGAUGAAGGAAAGAGGGCUUUAAAAAGAUUCAUCAUGAGCGAAAUAAAAAUUUGAAAAGGAAUCGAGCUGAUCGAAUGUGGGCAUAUUCCAAAAAUAUUAUACGAAAAUUUUGGUAUGAAAUGGGAUAUUUUACUUCAUAAUGCAAAGGUAGGAUAAACAUUUUCACAGUAAGAAUAUUCUGACAUUGCUUGCCUAUUAUUUUUCAAUAAUUAUAUAGACCAUGCAUGCAUUUAAAACAGCUAGAAUUUGAAAAAAACAACUACCAUUUGCUCGAACAAUUUGAAAACUUGCUCGGAAUCUGCUCGGAAUCCAUUGAAAGUUCAUUGUAAAGUGUUUUUUACUAAUUGAUUUCAUUUCUAUUAUUGGUAUAACUAACUGCUGCCGACACUCCAAAAUAUUCAGCGGUAAUCUUUUUUCGCGCAACUGCAGUUGUUGACAUUACAGUGACAGUGUUACAGAAAACUAUAAAGGCUGCAAAAUAUCUCCAUUUUAUGAAAAAAGCACAAAAAAGCCCCGUUCAAUUUUACUUGAGACAUAAAGCCAAGUUAAAUGUCUAUAGUUUGGUGUGUUCAAAUUUAUCUCAACCUAUCUCAACGAGGAGAAAACACUAUUUUAAAUACGUCCGCGCUUUGUCAAAAAAGAAAAAAUGUCGUCAAAAUCGAGUUCAAAAUGCAUGUCUUUUCCUCAACAAUCGCUUUGUUCAUUUUGCAAGUGAAAUAGAUACCAAUUCUAGCAAUAUAAGCUGAUACUAGAUACUUCAAUAAACAUUUAUAGUAUGUAUUUGAGGCAGGAAGUGAUUUCGUUUAAUUGAUAAUUAAAAAUUUGUGUUGUUUAAAUAUCGUAUUAUCUGCAUAAAUAAGUAUUGUAGUCGCAAAUCUAUUGUCGUGUGGAGUAUACGGAAAACUAUAAAGGCUGCAAGAUAUCUCCGUUUUAUGAAAAAAGCCCAAAAAAGCCCCGUUCAAUUUUACUUGAGACACAAAGCCAAGUUAAAUGUGUAUAGUUUGGUGUGUUCAAAUUUAUCUCAACCUAUCUCAACGAGGAGAAAACACUAUUUUAAAUACGUCUGCGCUUUAAAUUUUGCAAAUAUUUUCAUCGCUCGAGUAAAAUUUUUGCCCUGAUAUUUUCUUUCAACGAGUGUUCAGUAACAAACAACACAAGAUAUUACAUAUGAUAUAACUUAUUAAAUAAUAUUUCAAAUUUUAAUUAAUGAAACAUAAUUAUUUAGCAUUUAAAUCCUUUGUUUUCUCGUUUGUUUGUUUACAUUUUUUUGUUGCCAUCUUGUACACGAUUUUCUGAUUUUUUUAGAGAAAGCGCGCUUGCGCCAAUCCUAAUGUGCAUCACACGUAGCACGGUCAUUUAUUAGCGCAUUUCCCCGCCUGUGUUUUAUAGCGCCCUGAAGAGACCUAUCAAUAAACUAUAUUCAUUGGAAGUAAGAUCGCAAGGAGAAGACAAAUCAAACUCAGUGAAUGUACCCGAGACGCAAGCCAAUAUAGAACAGUUGGUUCAGGAUCAACAGGAGACUACACUGCGAAGAAGAGCUGCAGAAAUGGCAAAUAUGAUCAGGAAGCAAUGGAUAAGAGAUGAGUACAUUUAA